Molecule: messenger RNA, 728 nt
Organism: Hydractinia symbiolongicarpus
Lineage: Eukaryota; Metazoa; Cnidaria; Hydrozoa; Anthoathecata; Hydractiniidae
Product: neo-calmodulin-like
Exons: 6
Coding region: 150-602 (150 amino acids)
Molecular function (GO): calcium ion binding
Source: RefSeq, a predicted model, not a curated record
GUUUACAUUUCGUUUAUCUUUUUAAAACUUCGAAAUCUGCGCAUAAAUUGAUAUAUUAACACAUUGAAACGAGAAAUAUAAGAUGCAAAACUGAGUAAAAACAUGUAAAAAAAAAAAAAGAAAACCGAAAUCACAAAAAAAGAAGGAAAAUGGUUGACCAAAUCGAUCCAAAGUUGCUUGAAGAGCUCAAGGAAGCGUUUGAUAUUUUUGAUAAAAACAACGAUGGUACCAUAUCUCCAAACGAAGUAAAGGAUAUCUUAAAAGCAUUGGAAUUAUGCUCAAGUGAAGAACAAGUCAGCAAAAUGAUGAAGGAAGCAGACAUUGAUGGCAGUGGAGGUAUCGAGUUUGGAGAAUUUCUUCAGCUGAUGACAAAAAAAUAUCAACGAAGAGAUACAGCUGAAGAGUUGAGGAGAAUGUUCGUUGUAUUUGAUAUUGAUAAGUCUGGAACGAUUUCGCAAGAAGAAAUAAAGGAAGUCUUAACCAAAAUGGGGGAGAGCAUAACCACGAAGGAGGUUGAAGAUAUGAUUGCUCUAGCAGAUAAUGAUGGAGAUGGCGAAGUGAAUUAUGAAGAAUUUCUCACUUUGAUGGAAAGAAUAUCAUGAAGCUGACAGCUACGAGUAUUAUUAAUUGGAAACUACAUAACUGCUUCGUGCGACAUGGAUUAAAUUUCAUGGUCAUAUUUUAUUUUAGUGUAUAUAUUCUAAAAAAGAUACAUGUAAAUAUGUAUA